This is a messenger RNA of Bacidia gigantensis, 1758 nucleotides long. RefSeq lists its product as uncharacterized. The coding region runs from base 1 to 1758 and encodes 585 amino acids. The record is from RefSeq and is a predicted model, not a curated record. Gene Ontology annotation, molecular function: catalytic activity. The transcript is spliced from 4 exons. NCBI's taxonomy places the organism in Eukaryota, Fungi, Ascomycota, Lecanoromycetes, Lecanorales, Ramalinaceae.
AUGUCAAGAGAAGUACCUGAUAGGCGAUUCAUCAACUACCCAAAGCCAAUUGAAGCAACAAAAACCACUUACAAAGCUAGUUUCUUCUGGAGUAACGCUGGUUUUGGUGUUUUGAGACAACUUGGCGAGUUGAUCAAGUAUGAGCCCCGCUACGAUCCCACAGUCAUCCGGAAAGGCACACAAUUGCCCAAUGACGCGGAUCUCCUCUGUCAAUCCGAAAUACUGUAUUCCAGGGCAGAUAGUGGGAGUCCUAGUACAAGAAUCGAACAUUUCAACGCUGCCUAUCAAAGCGGUGAAAUAACGCCAGUCAAGGUUGUUGAAGUCGUACUAGAUCUGAUCGAGAAGGCAUCGCACAAAGCCACGUUCGUUUCGGUCAAAAGAGAUGAUGUCUUCACCGCAGCCAAGGCCUCAGCACAGCGAUUCAAAGAGGGUAAAGCCAGAAGUCUUUUAGAUGGCGUGCCAGUUGCCGUGAAAGACGGUACCCUCAGUGACAAAAACGCAGAUGAGGUCGAUCUUGACGGCCACUCAAAGGCCCUUGGCUCCAGGAUGAGAUUCACAAGCCCAGAAGGCGGCACAUCUUGGUGCGUUCGCAAAUGGGAAGAAGCUGGCGCCAUCAUUAUCGGCAAACUCAAUAUGCAUGAGUAUGGGCUUGACACGUGCGGCAACAACCCUCUGACCGGCACCCCAAUGAACCCUCAGAACCCCUCUUACUACCCCGGUGGCUCCUCCUCCGCCUCUGCCACCACCGUAUCAAGCAACCUCUUGCCCCUAACCCUUGGCGUUGACGGCGGCGGCAGCAUUCGCAUCCCCAGCUCCUUCUGCGGUAUCUACGGCCUCAAACCGACCCACGGCCGCAUAUCCCGCUCCCCCACCAUCUCCGCCGCCUUCUCUACUAGCGUCGCAGGACCGAUGGCCGGGUCGAUGAAAGAUCUCGAACUCGGCUACCGGAUCAUGGCCACGCCUAACCCCAAUGAUGGAGUCAAUGUGCUCUUCGCUCCUCCUCUCCCGCCCUUCCCCCUACCCUCCUUCACCACCAAUCCCAAAGUUCUAGGAAUCUGCCGCCCUUGGUUUGAUGCUGCGGACCCGGCGGUCCUCACAAUUUGCGACGACGCCCUAUCACACUACCGUACCCAAGGCUACGACAUGAUCGACAUAAGCAUCCCAUAUCUCCACGAAGGCCAGCUUGCACACGCCAUGACUAUACUGACUGAAGCCAGCGCCGCCGCUCCACCCUCGCUAUCACAAUUCAGCGCCCCUAACAAAAUCUUAUUAUCAGUAGCGCGCCAAACACCCGCACAUGACUUACUGCUGGCGCAGAAGAUGCGGGAUCUGCUGAUGACACAUCUAGCCCACUUAUUCAAGCAGCAUCCAGGAUUACUGAUCGUGAGUCCCACAACGCCAAUCGCGGGGUGGACCAUAGGGUCAGAGAAAGAAGUCAAGGGCUUAGGAGAGGGUGGGUACGGGGUCAGCGAUGCAAAUACUAGUGUGAGGAAUAUGACGUACGUGUGGCUGGCGAAUUUCACAGGGUGUCCGGCUAUUAGUGUUCCAGUCGGGAUGGCGGAGGGGGUUAAAGGAAGGGUGCCGGUGGGGUUAAUGGCGAUGGGAGAAUGGGGGGACGAGGAGGACUUAAUUGAGUGGGGAAAGGUAGGGGAGGACUGGGCUUGGGGAAAAGAUGGGGGAAUGGAGAAACCAGCGGCAGAAAGGUGGGUUGAUGUUUUGGCGCUUGCAGGGGCUAGGAGGGAGGUGGAAUCGAAUUGA